AGACGUCCCACCCACCCAUCCAUCCAACCAAAACCCCAACUGAACCAACUAAUGCACGCAAAGCGCACGCACACAUUAUACAACCACCAACGAACGAAAACAAAUCCACUUGGCUACCGCUUGGCUACCGCUGGCGCGAUAGAAACGGGGCGGUUAACCAGACCGGACGGUGGCGUUCUUCGCUGGGUCACUUGUGGCUCGAGGCGAGGCGCGAGGCGCGAGGCGUUUAGCAGAAGCAGUUCCUUCGUUUCGGGCCUGGUUCUUGAGGUCGUUGGGUUGGGGGGGGGUAGUGUCAUUCAGUCAUUCAGUCAGUCCGGCAGGCGGCGCGCAUACUCAUGCGCGUGUUGCAUGUUGCAUGAUGAUGGGCAUUGCACUACCGUGGGCCGGCCGCUACACGAACGCUACGCUACUUGCUACGCUGUGCUAUCGUUUUUUUUUAAUUCUUCUCUUUUCUGCUCUAGGACUUGA
Messenger RNA from Periconia digitata, 468 nucleotides. NCBI's taxonomy places the organism in Eukaryota, Fungi, Ascomycota, Dothideomycetes, Pleosporales, Periconiaceae. The record is from the annotation of a GenBank genome assembly.